AUGUCGAGAAAAUUCUUAUCGAUUUCCAUUUAUUUAUUUUUCUUUUCCACAAUUGAUAAAUGGAAAAUAAUUUGUUACCCAUCGGUGAAUACCAGUGAAGAUACAUCAUCUAAAGAUUCCCAUUAUGUAAUAUUAGAUAGUGAAAGUGAGAAAUUACUCGAUGAUAUUAAUGAUGCCAUUAAUGAUAAUGAUGAUCAACAAGUUGUUCAUGAAACAUCAGAAAAUCAAUAUGAUAUCUCAUCUGAAGAACAAUUAUUAGAUUUAACAGGUGGUUCACUUGAAGAUGAACUUAAAGAUGCAUCAGAAGAUGAUGCAUAUGUUCCGAAAUCAUUAGACAAUUCCUUUUCUGAUGAUUUUGAACGAAUUUCAUUGGCAUUUAAUGAAAAUUCUCCACAAUUAAAUUAUUUUUCUUUGGAAAAAGUUUUACCAAAUCAAAUUCCACUUGGUCUUAUUAAACAAAAUUAUUCACCUUCAGAUGAAUUGAAAUUAAUCGAAUUAUAUCAAAGUAAUCAAGUUGAAGAUACAAAACAAUUGUUUCAAUAUAUUUCUCAACAUAUUCAUCAUCGAUUAACAAAUUGUCUUUCAAAUUUUGGUAAAUGGUUAACAAAUGGUCAAUUAGAUGAACCAAUCUUCUAUCGAAAUUGUGUUCCAUGUACAAAUGCUGUCGAUUUAAAUUUUCAAAGUUUAUUUGAUUAUGUCAAUCAACAAAUUAAAUUGAAACAUUAUUUCGUCAAUACUUGUGAUAAACAAAAUCAAUGGAUUUCCUAUAUAAGUGAUAUGAAAUAUUUAUCAAACGAAAUUGAAAAUAUCUCUUCAGCAGAUUUUACAGAUAUUAUACAACAAAAUCUUCUUCCUAAUCAAAGAUAUGUUUUUCAAGGUAUUGUCAGAUCAAAUCGUGCGAAGAUUCAACAAGGUUUCUUUCAUGCAUGUAAUUUAAUAAAUGAUCAUAAUGGUCAUCUAUGGAUUGUUGAUGGACAAAUUCAAAGAGUUUAUGAUUUUAAUGAUACAGAUGAUAUUAAUGAACUCAAUAGAAAAUAUCGUCCUGAUUAUCUUGCACGUGCUCAAACAGGUUUAUUUCGACCAACAGUAUCUAAAAUAUCUUGA
Messenger RNA from Adineta ricciae, 1104 nucleotides. The record is from the annotation of a GenBank genome assembly. NCBI's taxonomy places the organism in Eukaryota, Metazoa, Rotifera, Eurotatoria, Adinetida, Adinetidae.